Chanos chanos (milkfish) is the source of this 6783-nucleotide messenger RNA. RefSeq names its product C2 domain containing 3 centriole elongation regulator (gene c2cd3). Bases 22 to 6783 code for a protein of 2253 amino acids. The record is from RefSeq and is a predicted model, not a curated record. The transcript is spliced from 33 exons. Gene Ontology annotation, cellular component: centriole; centriolar satellite; microtubule organizing center. Gene Ontology annotation, biological process: centriole elongation; cilium assembly; protein localization to centrosome. NCBI's taxonomy places the organism in Eukaryota, Metazoa, Chordata, Actinopteri, Gonorynchiformes, Chanidae.
GAAGGCUUUAUCUAUGAGGGAAUGAAGAAUAAAAAAGCAAAGCCUGUUAAAGCUGGAAGCAACCGAAGGAAAGUUCUUAGCGAUGUGUCUCCAUCGACAAGUCUUCCUCCGCUGGUGGAGGGUCAGUUGCGAUGCUUUCUGAGAGUGACAGUAAGUAGAGUGCUUUGGACCAUAACUAAACCACCUUCAGAGACUCUGGUCAGAUUACGAUGGUGGGGAGAGUCGUCCAGCGGAACCCUGUUUCGUCCAAGGGAUGGAUCACACGUCGGGCAGAAGGGUGUGAAAUCCACGACCCGCUUCCCAGUCCGCUGUGGACCAAAACAGUUCACAUCUUACUUGACAGACAUGGGCUCACUGAUACUGGAUGUUUUGACAAAGCCAGAUCAUUUACCUAUUGCACGAGUUCAAAUCUCAGGGAUUGCACGACUUUCUUUAACCCACUCCAUUAGUGGAUUCUUCACAUUAAUAUCUCCAACAUCAGAAAAACUUGGGGAAUUGCAGGUUACACUCGCUCUUGAAGCACUAGCUGAAACAUAUGACAGCAGCAGCUCAGUGCCCACCACAGAUGUGAGUAUCGAUACAGCCAUGUCUGCUCCGGCCUUUGCCUCAAAGGCUUCAUCUGACCCAAGUGCCUUGGUAGUGCCACCUUUACCCCGACAUCUCCUGGCUAACAUCGGAAAGGAGUCAGUAGGAAGCAGCUCUGGCAACACUCCAAGGGGAAAGGAUCAUUUAUACUUUCAAGAGAAGAGCACUGUAAGAGUAUCAGGAGGACCAGGAGUUGGAGUAGAGGCAGUAAUCCCCACACCAACAGGCACACAGCCUGUCGAUACACGCUCUGCAAAUAGCCACACAUCCGUGGAUCUCCUGUCUGUUCUUCUCGAGCGUGGUAGCAAACUUAGAAAUGCCAUGGUGGUUUCAGCUUUGAAGACUGACUUAGAUUCUGAAACGGCUCUGAAGGACACCUCCGUCCCUCUACCGAGAGACAACGCUGGUCCACCACCACUGUUGCCACCUGCCCCCUCGUCUGGAAAGUUGCUGGAGAAUAUCCUUUACUCUGAUCCUGACCCCCUGAACUCCUCUCAUCGCCCCAUGUCCCCAAACUACCUCAGCGCAGAGUACACAGCAGACACUGAGAACAGAGCUGUGGACCUGCUGCUGGGCAGUGGUAAUGGAUCUGUAUUGCCUUUGUGGGAUGGAGAGGGUUCUCCUCCGGAGUCGCUCUCCAGUCACAGCAGUCUGUGUGUGGACAGUGAGCUUAACGAUCCGCAGUACGACCAGAGCCUGCUGGAGAAUCUGUUCUACAAAACUCCAGAGCCUGAUGGGAGUUUCAGUGUGAGUGGAGACACUGCAGAGAAAGAGGAAACUCUAAAGAGAAAAAGCGGAGAGAAGGCAGAGCCAAAGCAAACAGGCAGAAGUCCAGGAAAAAGUGUCAGAACUCUUGAUCCGGCUGGAGAGAAGCUCAGUGACCAGAGGGAUAUUUUACCUGGACUGAGUGCAGACAGGGUCACGGUUCUGGAAGGCAUCCGUGCGGUCAGGGUGAUCAUCCUCAGCUUGACCGUCCCUACAGACAGCAGGUCGGCCACACCUACAAAACUCUCUGUGAGAGGAAAACCACCUCGACCACUCACGACCAGGAGAUGCUCUUAUUUUAUAGAGUACCUCUUCCCAUUGGCUUCCAUUGGACAUGGUAACAGUCGAGCUGCUGAGGUUACGAGAAUCGUGUCCAGUAAGGUCACCGGGGGAGAGGUGAAGUUCCAGCAGCGAAACAUAUUUCCUGUCCAUUUUGAUAUACCAACGAUAAAACGGUGGUGGGACGCAGAACUUACAUUGAAGAUCUAUUGCAGAAAAAGUUCUCAAAAGAAACCCGUUCCAGUUGGUAUAGCAGUGUUUCCUCUGCGCUCCAUACUACAGAGUGAAAGGCUAAGUCUGACUACAGCUCUGUCUGUUCAGAGACUUGGCCUAGACACUGGGAGACAAGGCUUAGGACCUCUGAAGGUUUCAAUUGAAUUAGCCACAGACAAAAAAGACUUCUCUGCCAAGACCAGGUCUGCUGGAGGGUUUAAAGCAGGGCAGAGUUCUGACACACACUCACAGGAAGGAACCGCUCCCAGCCAAUCAGAUGUCUCCUUCAGACCCCAGAUUGCUGACCCUGUUAGCAGUAACGCUCCGGGUUUGACUAACGGGUACAGCAGGAGAGACAGAAGAGACGUGUCUCCCGUGGGAAUCCGUUCAGCCCAGAAUGUUCCGACCUCCAGACCAUGGCCUAUGCCAUCUCAAGCCGGCCUCCAAACCUCGCUGAAUAAACCUCCUCCACAGCAGCCGCCGGAUGACAAAGAAGAGGAUACAGUUCUGCUUCAUGCUUUGUUGAUGGUACCUGAUGGGAAAGAUUUUAACUGCGGACCUGGGCAGCAGCCUAAUGUGUACUUAAACUGUAAACUCUUUGGCUCUGAUGAGACUACCCGAUCGGUGGUUAGCUGGGGUCAAACAAAUCCAUCUUUCAAUUUAGUCCAGGUGGCGCCAGUGGCCCUGGGCUCCAGACUUCUGGAGAGGAUGAGGAAUAAUGUGAUGGUCAUAGAGGUGUGGCAGAAAGUGGGCAGCUCAGGGAAUGACAAACUGCUUGGCCUGGUCAAACUGCCUCUUCACCAGUUCUACAUUUCAUUCAGGGACCCAAGGAUAUCCCACCUUCUCCUGCAGGCUCAGUACCCAGUGAUAGGCGUGGACAGCUACCUGCCUGUCAUUGACGUAUUUUCAGGCAACACCCAUGGAAGCCUGCGGGUGUGUUUGGCCAUGGGUCUCACGCAGCAGAUACUAGCACUGCAGCGCAUGAGAGGUGAAGAACUUGGCUUUGCUCCUCAGAUACCACGCCCAGUCCACCUACUGGACCACAGGCCGCAUGCUGACCGAGGGGGGAGUGAUGCUGAUGUAGAGGCCAUGAAUGAACAUGUGUUUUUGGUCAGAGUUGAGAGGGUGAAGGGACUGACCCCCUUGCAGUCCACUGUUUGGGGAGAGGCCGACUGCUAUGUUCAGUACUCCUUCCCAACUCAGGAGGAAGAGCCCAAACAGAAUGUGGAUCCAAACAUUAUAGAGAGCAGUGUGAGUCUGAAGCAGUUUCGCACUGCUGCCACUCUGUGUGUUCCCGACCCUGUUUUUGGACACAGCGAAAAGCAUGUGCUGUUGGUUCCUGUUGGGAUCCCAGUACAGAGACUGCUGCUCAGUUCCCUGGCCAGUCAGGGCCUCAAGAACGGGGGCGGAGUCCAGUUUGAGGUUUGGUGCAGGUAUUAUUACCCAAAUGUUCGAGACCAGCUGGUGGCCAAAGGCAUGCUGCCCUUGUCUAAAUUGUGUGCCAUGGUGACAAUGCAGAGGCAAGGCCAAACAGACUCCCAGCAUUUCUCCCUCCCAUUAGUCUCACGGAUGGACUCCCCUGCCGAGCAGCAGUUCCAGCCCUCUGGUUUGCUGGAGGUGAGUGUUCAGUGUAAGUGCAGGACUCUGAGGACUGACGGCGUGAGGGGUGGAGCCGUGGCCACCCGUGCGGUGACUCUUGUGGUGCAGGUGCACAGAGCAGCUGGUCUGAAGGCCGCAGCACGUACUCUCGCGGGAGCUGACGAUGGGUUCCAGUACUACGCUGAUGUGGGCGUGAACUCUUUUGUCAGCAUGCAGUUGUCUUUCCUGCCGGAGAGCGAGAAGAGGAACACUCGUGUAGCUGCCAGGGCCUUCUGCCCAGAGUUUGACCAUCACACGGAGUUCACCUGUAAUCUGCUGAUGCAGAGGGACACCGGAGAAACCCUCAGCCUGGCCGAACUGCUGCAGGAGGCCGUGGCCGUGUUCACCGUCUACAACAGAGACAGUCGCAAAGCGGUGGACGUAGCAAGACGAAAAGACACUGUGCUGGGGAUGGUUAAAAUCAAGCUUGCAGAUCUCAUUCAUAAAAGAACAGGUGUAUCUGGUUGGUAUGGCCUUUCUCUGCCUCCAGACAUGGUGUCAUCAUGUGAGAGUUACACUUCAGUGGGGGGGCUUGAGGUCUCGAUAAGCUUCGCCCACCCCGCCGACAGAGAACGGGUCAUCAGCGCAGCUCGAGGGUUGGGCUGGGAGGUGGAGAGACAGAGCGAGGAUGAAGAUGAAGAUGAUGAAGAUGAAACGGAAGAAAUAAGGCCUUUAGCGGUGUCAGUAUCUAUGCCCAGGGCGUGGCUGCCCAUCCCUUGCCUGCUCCUGCCAGGUCACAGUGAGUUGCGACGAUCCACAUACUGUUACUACAGAUACAAACUCUAUGACUCUGAGGCUUUCUGCUCCUCGCUGAGACACCCGGGUCUGGACGAGGAGAGAGAAGACAGCGUGGCCACAGUGGCCUUCCAGGGCUCCAACAGUGUAGAACUAAGGUGGAGCCAGCCGCUACGCUGGUACCUGAGGGAGGAGAAGCUGGAGGUGCAGAUGUGGGUGGCCUUUGGGAAGGAAAAGCGAGCCAGGCCGCAUGAUUCAGAUCGGCUGGUGGGCUCUGCCUUCGUGGAUCUUUCCUCUCUCGCCAAGACCUCCAAACACAAGCAGACCAUUAGUGGCGUGUACCCUCUGUUCAAGCGCUCUGCUGCUGACCUGUGUGGUGCUGCGCUCAGGGUACACAUCACCGUGACCGCGGGCUCUCUGCCGCUGGAGCCCGCUGUUGUGGAGGACAGUGAGGAAGAGCUGGCGAUGUCACCGGGAGAGGAAGAAGAAACUCGCUCUCCAGCGACAGCGUCCAGACAAACCCGCGCACUGAGCAGGCACCAGACGAAGUCAACCGCAGGCCCAGAACUUCCCCCGCCAGGCAACCCAGAGCUCAGCGAAGAGGACACGUUUAGCGUCAGCAUCACCGUCGACCGAGCCAUGCACCUUAGCCUGAAAGGGUGCCCUUUGGCAGAGAGAAGUGGGGGAUUACCGUGCUGUUGUGUGUCUUAUGCUACUGCCGACGCCUUUGGCACAGUCAGCACUGCUGUAGUGCAGGACAGUAACUGCCCAGUGUGGGAUCAUCAGCAGGAAUGCAGGCUCUCUAAACAGCUUCUUCUGGAUCCACAACAGUGUCUGGUUUUCAAAGUCUGGCACAAAGGAGAAGUGGAGCGGGUGAUUGGAUUUGUGUCCGUGGACUUGUCCCCGCUGCUCUCAGGGUUUCAGUCAGUGUGUGGCUGGUACAACAUCACAGACUUCAGUGGUCAGUGCCAGGGCCAGCUGAAGGUGUCUGUUACUCCACUAAUGGGAGUUCAGGAGUUACGUUCCCAGAGGAAGGCUGCAUGGGAGGAGCCCACCAGAGAUUCCAGCGCUCUCUUUAGGUCCAUGCCUCUCCUCUACCAGACUUCAGGCCUGUACAGUAGCUUCCCCAGUCAUAUCAGCCAGUUCCCAGAACAACGAAUAAACACCUCCCCUGAUCACCUGGACAGACAGCUCACUGACAGGUCCAGCGUGAGCGAUCGUUACGACGAGCAUCUGGACAACGUCCGCCUGUUCCACCAGAGCCUUCAGGAGGGUGAGAGAGACCCUCGCCCUGGUUCCACAGGGGACUCCCGUCCCUCCAGUUCAGCACUGUUCUCUGCACUGAGGAAAAACCUGAGUGAAUUGGAUGAUAUCCAAAGGUACUUCAGCCGUAAACUGUCCACCCCUACGUUUCCAGUGCUUGGUGAGCAGGGGCAAGUCUCUCGGCUGGGGGAACACAGGGACUCAGAAUCAGACACUGCACAGCUGCUGCUCAAAUCAAACCAGCUGGUGGGAGAAGUCAACAAUAUCAUUAAAGGAUUAAGUGAACAUCAAACAGACAGAACUGAGAUGAGCUGGUCAUCCAUUCCAGAGGAACCCGAUCUGUCAGGAUUAGACCACCGACCUCCACGUGGGCCGGAGAACUCUGAGACGGCACUGCUCUCUCAUCGAGAGUCUGAGACCGGCCAGGAGGACAUCUCUCCUAUCUCCUCACCUCCUCCACAGGAGCAGAGUCACUCACCAGUUUCUGACAAGGAUGUCCUACAAGACUUCGACGCUCCCAUUUCAAGUGAGGACGAGAAUGAGCAUAAAGAAGAGGACAGGGAAGAAGAAGAGGGGGUGGAUGAAGGAGAAGUUGAAGAAUUUGAGGAGACGUUAAUCGAGCCUCGACCACUGAACGAGGUCACCUCGAUAACGGACAGGACCAGCCCCUGGACGAGCGUCAUGUCAGAUCCAGACCUGGGUUCUCUGGAAAGCUUAGAGGCGGUGGUGGAACAGCCCGCCAGAGAUUACUCAUAUCCAAUGCAAGUGGAGACGAGAAACGUCAGGGAAUCCUUAGAGAUAGUAAACCCACAGGCAUUGACUUCUGACAGCAUGCAGAGAGGUGGUGCUGGUGGUACUACUCUCUCUGAUGAAUCUGACUCAGGUGAGUCUGACAUGGCCAGAGAUUCAGAAAGCAUGAUCGAAAACCAAGAGGAAGAUGAACACAAGUCCAUUGCUCUACAUGAAGACUCUUCCUUAGAGUCACCUGGAAGGGAUCAUUAUACCAGAAUGUCUGACUCUGAAGACGAGAAUGAGCAAGGAGCUGCGUCUGUUCUCUCUAGCUCGGAUCCUGUGGAGUUACCAAAUUUCUUCCUUCCAUCUCAUCAACUGGAGGCCUCUAUGAGAGCUCUCAGACUAGCGCCUGUCUUUCCCUCAGGACCUUCUGAUCCAGAGAACGUCAGACAUGGCAUUCCCUAUCGGAGAGUGACUCGGCAAAGACCAGUCGUACCACCGUCUUCAGUGAAGAAAGAGGAAACAAAGAGAAUAGCAAAAAUAUUUGCGUCUAAUUUUAAAGAAGACCGUUAG